GAGGCUGUGCUACACCGCCAUCAGAUGGGCAUGGUCCAUCAGGACCGGAAGCCUGAGAAUUUGCUUUUAGCUAGCAAAUCCAAGGGAGCAGCUAUGAAACUGGUAGACUUUGGCUUAGCCACAGAAGUUCAAGGUGACCAGCAGGCGUGCUUUGGUUUUGCUGGCACAUCUGGAUAUAUUUCUCCAGAAGUUUUACAUAAAGAUCCUUAUGGAAAACCAGUGGCUAUGUGGGCAUGUGGUGUCAUUCCCUAUAUUCUACUGGUGGGGUGUCCACCCUUCUGGGAUGAAAAUCAACACAGACUCUAUCAGCAGAUCAAGGCUGGAGCUUAUGAUUUUCCAUCACCGGAAUGGGAUAUGGUGACUCCUAAAGCCAAAGACCUCAUCAAUAAAAUGCUUACUACCAACCCUGCCAAAUGUAUCACAGCCUCAGAGGCACUCAAACACCCAUGGAUCUGCCAGCAUUCUGCUGUGGCUUCCACGAUGCACAGACAGGAGACUAUAGACUGCUUUAAGAAAUUUAAUGCUAGAAGAAAACUAAAGGGUCCCAUCUUGACGACUAUGGUGGCUACAAGGAAUUUCUCAGUAGCCAAGAGUUUGUUGAAGAAACCAGAUGGAGUAAAGGAGUCAACUGAGAGUUCAAAUACAACAAUUGAGGAUGAAGAUGUGAAAGCACGAAAGCAAGAGAUUACCAAAGCCACUGGACAACUGGUCGAGGCUAUCAACAACGGAGACUUUGAAGCCCACAGAAAAGUCUGUGACCCAGGCCUUACCGCUUUUGAACCUGAAGCCCUGGGUAAGUUAGUGGAAGGGAUGGAUUUUCACCAAUUCUACUUUGAAAGUGCUUUGCCCCAAAGCACUAAACCAAUCCACACUAUUAUUCUAAACCCUCAUGUACAUCUGGUAAGGGAUGAUGCUGCCUGCAAAACACUGUACACACAGUACAUGGAUGGCAGUGGAAUGCCAAGGACAAUGCAGGCAGAAGAGACUCGUGUGUGGCACCGCCGGGAUGCAAAGUGGCAGAAUGUUCAUUUUCAUCGCUUGUGGUCACCAGCAGUACCCACCAACUAAAUAUCAACAGUGUCACUUCUGCGUUCUCUGUUCUCAAGGCACCUGGAUGGCGACCCUGGGCCGUCCUCUCCUCCUCUUCAUGCAUGUUUCUGAGUGCACGAAGUUGUGAAGGUCCUACAUGUAAUGCAUAUGUGAUGCAUCCUCUUAUCAUAUAUUCCUUCCUAUACAUUGUUUACACUUCAACUAUGGGGAAGUUCCAUGCAAAUUUAAAUUACUGUU
This is a messenger RNA of Callithrix jacchus (white-tufted-ear marmoset), 1287 nucleotides long. Its product is annotated as calcium/calmodulin-dependent protein kinase type II subunit delta-like. Gene Ontology annotation, biological process: protein phosphorylation. NCBI's taxonomy places the organism in Eukaryota, Metazoa, Chordata, Mammalia, Primates, Cebidae. The record is from RefSeq and is a predicted model, not a curated record. Gene Ontology annotation, molecular function: calcium/calmodulin-dependent protein kinase activity; calmodulin binding; ATP binding.